CUAUUUCUUUUGUUGCAGAAUUUAUUACUGUCAGCAGAACUAUGGAACCCGGCCCAGAUACCAUGAAUUUCUAUUUACGAGAAUUUCAUCGGCACCGCACAGUUUCCAAGCUCAAGAUGGCGUCUUGGUGGCACGAACCCGAGAAACCAGCAUUAACGCCUAUAGCCGUCUUUAAAAAGGAGCAAGAAGACUUGGGGGUCUUCAAAAGCGAAAAAAGGCUAAGUCCAACGUUCCGUCGUCUAUCCGAUGAAGAAAAGGACCGACUCGUGGCAAGAGCCCAAGAGAACCUAGCAAACUAUGAAAAUUUCAUUUUGGCAUAUGUAAAUUCUAUGAGAGACUUUGAAAAGAAGGUCUACGUGGGCUUCAAGAGAGAAGACUUACUAAGAAUCUUCGAGCGUGACAUCUUCGAAGCAUACCCUCUUGAAGAUUACCCAAUUCUGAAGUAGAUAUUGGGUCUUCUAGUUACUUUUGUAUUGAUUUUUGUUCAUUAGUGUCUUUCGCUAUUUGCUGAAAAGUACAGUUUUGUUCUCUUGAAGAGGAGUAGAACGGAAACAAUA
Messenger RNA from Hyalella azteca, 557 nucleotides. RefSeq lists its product as uncharacterized. The transcript has 2 exons. Lineage: Eukaryota; Metazoa; Arthropoda; Malacostraca; Amphipoda; Hyalellidae. Bases 42 to 446 code for a protein of 134 amino acids. The record is from RefSeq and is a predicted model, not a curated record.